AUGCCGCCUAAAAAGACAAAGACCAAAUCGAAAAGCACCAAAGGCCCAGCCAGCGGCACCUUACUCCCUCGACCUCCGCCUAAAUCCAAGGUGAAGCAGUCCUCCAAGAUGAAACCCAAAACAGAGCCCAAAGCGAAACCCAAAUCAAAGUCGAGCAAGUCGACGGCGAGCACCGGCUCGAUGAAGAAGAAGAAGCAGGGCAAGGAAAAGGAGAUCACUCGCUACUACAAACUGCCGUGCGACAACAUGAAAACAAAGGAGGACGUCGUGAAGGCAUUCGGGUACACCAUCGAGAAGCAGCUGGACAAGGGCGGCUUCGGCACCAUCUUCAUCGCCAGCGACAAUCGGAAAGGCGUGAAGGUGGCCGUCAAGUGGAUGGACCUGGGCAUCGCAGACAAUGACCCGCGCAUGCUGGACACCCGCAAUGAGCUGACGAUCCUCGAGCAGGUCCGCCACCCGUACGUCAUUCGGCUGCACUGUCACUUUAUCGUGCAGAUUGACGGCAAGAACAACAUGUACAUCUUCAUGGAGCUGGCCGACGGGGGCAACCUGUACAAGUACAUCCAAAAAACGGGCGUCCCCGAUGAGGCCCUGGGGAAGAAGUACUUUGCGCAGAUUCUCUGCGGCAUCAAUCACAUGCACGGCUACAACAUUGCCCACCGAGAUCUGCAGAACGUGCUGCUGGUGGCGAACGACCGCUCCAUCAGCGGCGACUACCUCCUCCGGGUGACCGACUUUGGCCUGAGCACCACCGUGAAGAAGGAGCCGGCGAGCGGGGCGAUAGUGCUGAGCAAGACCGUCUGCGGCACGCCCCUCUUCAUGGCGCCGGAGCUGUACGAGAAGAAGAAGUACGACGCCUUCCAGGUCGACGUCUGGGCGCUGGGCGUGGCCCUCUACCUCCUCAUGACGCUCGAGUCGCCCUUUGACUUCAAGCGGCCGCCGGCGGAGCUGCUGGCCGCCAUGAAGGGCAGGAAGUACGAGUGGCCGCUGGAGAAGAUGAAGGAGGGGGCGGUGUCCCCGGGGCUGACCGACAUCACCGCCGCCAUGCUGACGCCCGAUCCGGCGGCGAGGAAGCGCCUCAUUCAGCUGAUCAACCACGAGUGGGUGGCGGCGGAGUACGCCGCGGCGCACGACCUCUCCGACACACUCAAGGCGGAGGAGCUGGCCGGCGUCAGCAGCUCAAAGUCAAAGGGCUAA
This is a messenger RNA of Rhagoletis zephyria (snowberry fruit fly), 1197 nucleotides long. NCBI's taxonomy places the organism in Eukaryota, Metazoa, Arthropoda, Insecta, Diptera, Tephritidae. The record is from RefSeq and is a predicted model, not a curated record.